Messenger RNA from Encephalitozoon hellem ATCC 50504, 378 nucleotides. RefSeq lists its product as uncharacterized. Bases 1 to 378 code for a protein of 125 amino acids. The transcript has a single exon. The record is from RefSeq and is a predicted model, not a curated record. NCBI's taxonomy places the organism in Eukaryota, Fungi, Microsporidia, Unikaryonidae.
AUGAACAGCGAUGUUUUGUACGAGGUCAUCAAGUACCUAGACUUUCCAGUAAGAAGUAGGAGGAUACAGCAGGCACACCUAAGUACAGGCAACUCCAGAAGAAUGAUGAGACUAAACAAAGAUCUUGUCGAAAAAAAGCUGUCUGAUCGCCCGCAGAUCGUCGACCUCAAGACAUCCAACAUAUACAGGGAACAUGGAAUAAACUUUCGCAAGAUACACAAGAAACUAUCAGAUGUUUUCCUUCGAAGGGGCACCCCUCCAUUUCCAAACGUGUCAGCCACCCUUGCAGGAACAGUAAAGAUAAUGGACUUCAAGCUAAGAAGGAUAAUGCUUGCGUCAAGAAUAAGCAGCAGAAAACAGAUGCACAAAGCAUAUUAA